Pogonomyrmex barbatus (red harvester ant) is the source of this 1426-nucleotide messenger RNA. It is a transcript of the gene Hpf1, whose product is annotated as Histone PARylation factor 1. Gene Ontology annotation, biological process: regulation of protein ADP-ribosylation; DNA damage response. Gene Ontology annotation, cellular component: nucleus. The record is from RefSeq and is a predicted model, not a curated record. NCBI's taxonomy places the organism in Eukaryota, Metazoa, Arthropoda, Insecta, Hymenoptera, Formicidae. Gene Ontology annotation, molecular function: poly-ADP-D-ribose binding; histone binding.
ACAUUCCAUCAAGCACCCAGUAUUGUUUAAAGCCAGCGGCACACGAUGCUUUUUUUCUUGCUAGUUUGCUAGCUGGAUUCGCGUACUUGUUGAACUCUUGUUUUCGAUUGGUAUAUUUUUUUAGAUCCAAAAGAAUAUACCAAUCAGAGACAAAAACUCAACGAGCACGUAAAUUUAGUUAGCAAAUCAGCAGAAAAAAAAGCAUCGUGUGACGCUGGCCUUUAGUGUGACUAGUGUCUAUCUGUACCUUCUUGCUGGAAAGUUCCCAGAGACGCUUCAAAAUAAAGUUACAGAUCGCAUACAAAAAUUCUGAUUUAUCGAUAAAGAAGCAAAUGUAAUAUUUUACGCAAUGCCAUCCGACAACAAUAAGGACGAUCAACCCUUGGCAUAUGAAGAUGAUCCACGAACUUCUUGCCAAUAUGGUGCUAAAUGCUAUCAGAAAAAUCCGCAGCACCAUAGUAAAUACAAACACCCGCCAAAAAGAGAAACGAUAGAUGAAAAAACUGAGACGUUAACUACUGGAGUUAAGAGAAAAAAUCCCAUAAAAGAUCAUAAGAAUGAGAGGUCGAAAAGUCCACAGAAUAAAUUGCAGAAAACAUUCGAACCUGAAAAGAAAUUGCAUAAUCUUUCUCCGAGUCCAGAAAGAACUGGAAUCGUUAUAAAUAAGAAUGAAAAUGAUAAUAAACAUUCUAAUGAGAAGAUAUCAAAUAAAGAAAUAUUGACUAAACAUAAUUCAGUUAAUUCAGUUGAAUACAAUGCAACUGAGAGUAUAUCAGUAUCCGACAUGACUGCCCAAAAUAUUAUUAUGGAUCUGUUUCUGGUCAAAAUGCCGAAAGAUUUUUUUCAGUUCUAUGAGUUUUGUAAAAAUAUAUCGAAAGAUAAUCCUCUUUUGGCUUGUAAAUCUGUUCGCUUGAAACUUGUGGGUCCUUACGAUGUAUUGGAUGGCAAAAUAACUUCUAUAGAUGGAGAUAAAGAGAAAUACUUAACACACUGGAGAUAUUAUUAUGAUGUUCCGGAAUUUCAGACUAUUAUGAAAUGCGAUGAUAAAGAGGGAUUACAUUUUGGUUAUUGGCGAGAUGACACCAUGGAAAAACCAGUGUUUAUAGCAAAGAAUCGAGCGAAUGUGAAUGGCAUAUUUGAACCUGUCGCAGAAAAUAUAUUCGGUGCUGUUGACGCUUAUUUGCAAAAUAAAACAAAGUCAGCUAAUCCUUUCGAGAAAACCAGCAUAAUACGUUUACAUUCGCAACUGAAAAACUUUGCCAAAAAACAUAAUAUAACUUUGGAAAAAAAUAGCGUAAAUAUGCGAGCGAGAGAAAGACGAGUUGUAGCACGAACUUUUCACAAAGUAGGCAUUGUAGUUCCUUAUGAUAAAAAAACUCAAUUGGGUUACAGAGAAUUGGCAGCAACAGACAGUAAGUACGAUUAA